CUCUAGAGAGUAGAGCGAACUGGUUGAGACUGGUUCCACUGAACCAUCAUCUACAACAUUACACUUUUUCACCGCGCAGCCUCCGUCAAAUUGCAGAAUACCACCACCACGCAGGCCACCAAGAACAAGACCUCGAACUGGACUGGUACAUUGUCGGACGCACAGUUAUAAGAAUGAAAUAAGCCAAUAUUGGAGCAAGGUCACUCAUAACUCCUGUGAGGGACAAACAUUUUUGCUGGCUCAAGUACGAUCCGAAAAGAUUAAGAAAAAAAGGAGCCUGCCAUGUCAUGGGAGAGCAUUAAUUCUAAGGAUCUGCUUAGCAUCCCACCAAGCCAGAAUCUGUCUGCAACACGUCUACUUACAUCACCUGAUGGAUCUCGUUACCUAUUGGAAAAUUCUAGCGACUUGUGUCAAUUAGAUGAGAGUUUUUCGCGUUUGGCGGGAUAUGGAUCCAGCCCUGACGUAGGAACCCGUUCCGUAUGGGCUAGCCAGGCGCUAUUACGAUCAGGUUCUAUUAUUAGUUGCUUUUUGUCCUGCCAGCAAAGCCUAAGGCAGUACAUAGCUAAACGAAAGAUCGAGCGAGGACGACGUCUAUAUGAGCAAAACAAUCAAACGGAGGCCGUACGCACUUGGCGUAGUGCACUAAAAGGGACCUGCCAAAGAGAGGACUGCUUUCAGCUACUGGGAUACCUAUAUCAGGCACAUAUGGACUGGGGAAAAUUUCGUGAUGCAAUAGAAUUUAGUCAUCAGCAGCUCGGAAUUUCAGAGGAGCUGGAUUCGCCAAAUAUGCGAGCUGAGACGUACUUAAACCUCAGCAGGGCACACGCCAGUUUGGGAGGCUUGGAGCGAUCGUUGAGUUAUGCCAGGCACUCACUUUACAAUGAAUGCGGCACUAAAUGCAGAAGUGGACUUGUCCAUUUGACGGUUGCACGAGUAUACCUAGAAAUGGGUGGGUUCUCUAGGGCUUUGGAGGGCUUGCAGGGUGCCUACAAAAUUGCUACGGCUAUAGGAGAUCCAUCACUAGAGUUACAAGUAUAUGUCGCGCUCUCUGAGCUCUUCGGGCGACUUCAGGAUAACGAUAAAAGUGCAACAUACGCUUCUAAGGCCUACGACUUAUCACGAUCCCUGCAACUCGGUGACCUAAACUCAUGCCACCAUAGAGCAGCUCUAUUGCGAAUGGCGGUGUCUCUCCGAAAACAGGGUGAGCUUGGAGAUGCACAAGAUUAUUGUAAGGAGGCCACAAAGCUUUCACUUAUUUCUGGAGACCAGGCGACGUACACGCGAAGUAUUCGCGUCAUGGGCGACAUUUACCGAAAGAAAAUGGACAUGGAUCGUGCAUUCCGGCAAUAUGAACAGGCUAUGGGUACGUCAGCAAGCUUAGGAGAUCGUAUGGCCCAAAUGGAGGCUAUGGACGGAGCAGCCCGUUGUUUGGAAACACUCCGCCUACAGAACAAGAUCUGCAACUGCAGACCACUAGAAUUUAACACUAGACUUCUGGAAGUUGCUAGCUCAAUUGGUGCUAAGUUUCUUGUUCGCAGAAUUCGUUGCCGACUGGCAUUGAUCUACCGUGCACUAGGCGACGAGGAUCAAUACAACACACAUUUUAGACUAGCUAAUCAAACGGAUGCAGCGCUAGGCUUAAAUUGCGGAGCGUGUGGGGAGUUGUUUGGCCUUCGUCCAGAAAACUUGGAAGCUCUACCCUGUGCACACAUUCUUCAUGCAAGAUGUGCCUACAAUAUCUUGCGACGGCGGGAGAAAAAUGCCCCGCGAUCAUGCCCCGCCUGCAACAAACUGGUCAGCUCGCGCACACACCUCUGCAGCAGCGUUCCGGCUGAAACUGAAGGCGCCGACAGGGACGUCGCAGCCUCUUCUACCUUCAAUGUGAAUGCUUUGUCGAUCGACGGCCUCCUAGGGAUAAACUCCGACAUCCUUUUACCUUCGGCCACGUUCUGCAACGUUAAGAAUCCAGCUCUAGACAGCGAAAGUAGCACUCUGCUAUCUCCCAAAGUUAUUUACCACAGCAACUUAUCAUUGGCAUCGCUAAGUAUGCGCGCAUCUAGUCUGACGAUCGAUAGCGGCCAAAACGUUACGUCAUCUGUGUGAAUGAAACAAGUCGACUUUGAGCACAUGCAAAUUGGAUCGAGUCAUCGUGCAAUAUCAGGAUCGUGAUUUUAUCGCUUGUUAUCAUAGAUAGAUUAGUUCGAAUUAUAGAUACUUGCAUUUUAAAUGCUCACAGAAGUUAACAGUUUUGUUUAAGUUAAUAAGCCUGUUAUAAGCAACUGAGACAUUAGCAUAUAAACUACUGCUUAUGCUUGUAUUUUAACUUGUUUCUCUACUGAAGUACCUUAUCCAAACUAGUACUUGUAACGUAUUGUGUAUUGUUCAAGUCUUAGGAUUAAAAAAUUCGCACUUACAUGUUAGAUUGUUCUUAUAUGAGUAUGGAUGCACACAAAGAAGUUGUAUACAAUAAAUUGUUACUGUGUUAUUAACACUAAUUAUUUGAAAGGUA
Molecule: messenger RNA, 2509 nt
Organism: Drosophila erecta
Lineage: Eukaryota; Metazoa; Arthropoda; Insecta; Diptera; Drosophilidae
Product: 43 kDa receptor-associated protein of the synapse
Exons: 11
Coding region: 283-2103 (606 amino acids)
Biological process (GO): chemical synaptic transmission
Molecular function (GO): acetylcholine receptor binding; protein-membrane adaptor activity
Source: RefSeq, a predicted model, not a curated record